This is a messenger RNA of Strongyloides ratti, 333 nucleotides long. RefSeq lists its product as hypothetical. The transcript is spliced from 2 exons. The coding region runs from base 1 to 333 and encodes 110 amino acids. Lineage: Eukaryota; Metazoa; Nematoda; Chromadorea; Rhabditida; Strongyloididae. The record is from RefSeq and is a predicted model, not a curated record.
AUGACAAGAUCAAAUUCAUCUGAUAUUAAUUCAAACAAAAAACUUUCAAUAUAUUCCUCCUCCAGUAAUAUGGAUGAGUUAACAAUUGAUAAUUUAGUUAGAAAAUCUAAAAACUCAAAUAAAAUGAGUAAUACACGUCCAAGUCAAGCUAGUAUUCGUUUUGAGAAUGAUCCUUUCAAUAUACCUGAACAUGUUAUUACAUUGAAAGGAAAAGAAUUAGUUAUUUUUGUUAUUGGAUAUAUUAUAGCAGUUUUAUUAAUACUAAUUAUGUUCGAAUGUAUAAUGCCAGUGGUAUUUGCAGAUGAUUAUUACAAUAUUUCAACAAAAGAAUAA